Messenger RNA from Teleopsis dalmanni, 6461 nucleotides. RefSeq names its product nuclear factor of activated T-cells 5-like. NCBI's taxonomy places the organism in Eukaryota, Metazoa, Arthropoda, Insecta, Diptera, Diopsidae. Gene Ontology annotation, cellular component: transcription regulator complex. Gene Ontology annotation, molecular function: RNA polymerase II cis-regulatory region sequence-specific DNA binding; transcription factor binding; DNA-binding transcription factor activity, RNA polymerase II-specific. The coding region runs from base 36 to 3833 and encodes 1265 amino acids. The record is from RefSeq and is a predicted model, not a curated record. Gene Ontology annotation, biological process: regulation of transcription by RNA polymerase II. The transcript has 12 exons.
AAUAAAUAAAUAAAUAAAAAUUGUUUUAAAUUAAAAUGCGGUUCACAUAUAAUCAGUUCAAUUAUGAAUCCGGUUAUCGGAUUCCAUCCAAAAUGUAUAACAGCAAUAAUAAUAACAACAGCAACAGUAGCAAUAACAACAGCAACAGCAACAACAAUAACAACAAUAGCAAUAAUAAUAACAACUACAACAAUAAUAAUAAUAAUAAUAAUAACUAUAACAACACUAACUCAACUAUAUCCUCAAUACCAACUUAUCAGCAUCAACAUCAACAUCAGCAUCAGCAUCAAUAUCAGCAUCAUUAUCACAACUAUAAGAGUAAUUUUGGCAUGCGUAUGACUAUGUCAACAGCAUCAACAAUGACUUCUCGUAUUCAUCGUAAGGGUUUUCGCACACCAUCGAAAAGGCACCCUGGCAAAGCUUUACCAGGAAAAUUACAUGCUAUGUCACGGAUUGGUCCUGGUAAAUUAGUGCCCGGUAAAAGAAUACCACAGCGACCACAUCCACCACCUUGUGAUAAUUCGAAUGACAGUGGUUUUGGCUUUGAUCCACAUGUAGAGGUGCAACACCAUCAACAACAAACACAAAAUGCUAGCUCUAGUUCCAGUAGUAGUAGUAGUAGUAGUAGUAGUAGUAGCAAUAUAGCUACAAAUUUAAGUACCAAUAAUAACAGUCAUCAUCAUCAUAAUCAAAGUGGUUCACUACAUCAUCAUAGUGCUACAGUAUUGCAGCAUUCACCACAACAGCAUUUAAUUCGUGCUAUUCCUUCAUCAAGAUCAGCACCAGCAAAAAAGUUACCUUUCGUCAACAUUGAUGAAGAGAAUGAUGAUUUUUCGACGGAUGACUCUGAUGAUUUUUAUCUAAACAAAAGUUCAGAUACGGCAUCGACAAAUGGUUCAUUAACACCAAAUUCUUCACCGACAUCGUCAGUACGUGAUUUUCAACAACAGCAACAACAACAGCAAAGUGGAAAAUGUUUUAAGCGUAGACGAAUAGAGACUCAUGUUGAAUUGGACAAUGAUGAUGCUUGCAGUGAGGAUGCGUUCAUACGGAAAGUGGCCAGUGCAACUGUUGUUGAAAGUGAAAUACCAAUACAACCUAUGCAAACAGUACAAGCACCUCUUGUAACUGCUCCCAUAAAAUUCAUGUCAACAACUGCACGUGGUGUAGCACGAGUAGCAAAUAAAAGGCAACCUGCAACACCUUUGAAUAGUGUUGCCACCUCUACAAACUCUAAUAUACAGCUAGAAAUUAUCUCUCAACCUGAACAACAACAUCGUGCCAGAUAUCAAACUGAGGGUAGCCGUGGUGCAGUUAAAGAUCGUAGUGGAAACGGUUUCCCAAUUGUACGUUUAGUCAAUUACAAUAAACCAGCUGUAUUGCAAGUAUUUAUUGGUACCGAUAUUGGACGUGUUGCGCCACAUAUGUUCUAUCAAGCCUGCAAAGUAGCAGGAAAGAAUUCUACACAAUGUAACGAAAGAAAAGUGGAUGGCACAAUGGUCAUUGAGAUAGAUUUUAAACCUGAAUCAGAUAUGACAAUUACAUGUGAUUGUGUUGGUAUUUUAAAAGAACGUAAUGUGGAUGUCGAACAUCGUUUUCCAGAUAAUCCAGCACAAAAAAAUAAAAAGAAAUCCACACGUUGUCGUAUGGUGUUCCGUACACUCCUUACUCAUGAUGAUGGUAGUACAGAAACCUUACAAGUUUGCUCAAAUCCAAUUAUUUGCACUCAACCACCAGGUGUGCCAGAAAUUUGUAAGAAAUCUUUAAAUUCUUGUCCUGUGGAGGGAGGGCUCGAAUUAUUUAUAAUUGGCAAAAAUUUUCUAAAAGACACUAGAGUUAUUUUUCAAGAAACAUACGAAAGUGUUGAUAAUAACCAACAAAUGAUUGGCACAUUGUGGGAGCAAACAGUACUACCAGAUAAAGAAUAUUUACAACAAACUCAUUUAAUUUGUACUGUACCACCUUAUCAACAUCAAAACAUACUGAAGCCCAUCACUAUACAAGUAUCGGUCAUCUCUAGUGGCAAAAAAAGUGAAUCACAUGCUUUUGUUUAUACACCAAAGGGCACAUAUACCGCUUUGGCAGCAGCGACAACAUUAAGUAGCAAUUUACACGGUACAAACUUAUCAACUGCACAAGAUACGACUUUCAUGGAUACAAGUAGUAGUACGAUGGCGAAGACGGGUGCCCCGGUAACACUUUGGCCAACAACAGAAACGAAGCAUGAAAUAGACGCUGAUAUGAUGCCACCACCAAUAACAACUCAAAUGCCAAUGGGCGUGCGACGUCCCUCAUUGCCGACCAGUACACCCAUGAUAACUGAUCAGUUAGCCGCUCAUUUAAAUAUACCCACUGAUGUGUUAAAAACUGAAUUGCUUGAUGAGACCUCACAAGGUUCAAUUGCAGAAGUAAUGCAUUCUCCAGAAGCAGCUAAUAGCUGUGGACCACUAAGCCCAACAGCUUUACAAUAUCAUUCACGUUAUGGACGUAAAGCCAGUUUGGAGUCAAUGAUGUAUGAAUCAAAUAGUUUACCAGGAUUUCCAGUGAAUCAAGCUGUUCCUAAUGUUGGUACAAAUAACCCGUUAGAAGCAGCUACCGUUGCUGCUGUUGUUGAAAUGGCAGUACAAAACAAUAUAUUACAAAGUCAACAACAGCAAGUUGUGACUAAUAGUGUUGAUAAAUUUAUAACUGAAUUAGCUACUUCGAAUCCAGUUACAAUGCCAAAUGCUCCUGUUAAUACUGAUCCAACUCUUUUUGGCGCUGCAAAUGCCACAGUUAUGGAUAUAUUGCAAACUACUGUUGUAACAAAUCAACCACCGCCAGUUCUUGAACGUAGUCUCUCAAUAUCGAGCAAUUCAUCAAAUCACUCUUCCUCUAAUGGCGCUUCACCACUGGCUUUACUUGCUGCAAGUGCUACUACAUCACCUGUAAAUUCACUAACUAACCACAAUUCACCAAUAACUACACAAGAUAUAUUGCUCAAUUCAGAGCCUACUGCCGCUUUAAAUAGUUUGCAACAAUUAUUACCUCCGCAUGCUUCUGCUGCUGCAGUUGCUGUAAGUCCUAUUGCAGACGUCCCAACCAUAUUAUGUUCAGCUAAUGGUGCUGCAACAGCUGUUGUGCCUAAUAUUAUGGCACCUCAUCAAGUAACUAUGGCAAAUUCUAUACUCAAUGAUUUUUCCCUACAACCACAACCAACGGAACAAGAUGCAACUGUUGCAGCCUUAGCACUUAGCAAUAUUAUUCGAAGUCCAACUGCAGUAACAGAUGUUAACAAUGCUACAGUUUCUGCACCAUCAACAGCUGCCACAUCAACUGCUGUUAGUAAUAUGAUAAUUAAAGCCGCCGCUGAUUUUAUUUCGAAUCAAGAACAACAACAGCAUCACCAUCAUCAGCAGCCAACACCAAUGCUAACCAAUACAGCCACUAUAGCACCAACUGUGACAACUGUUGAUCCACUCGUAAAUUUAUUACUUAAUCAACAUGAUGUAGUCACACCAACAGCUGUAGUGGCACAAGCAACAGCAGUUGCUGCUGUUAAUGAAGUACAAUCACAAUUUCCUUUGGGAAUACCUCCCAGUGUGCAGCAAGAAUCUCCACUAAUUGUUGCCUUGGCUGCGGAAAAUGCAAUGCAAAAGUCUGUUGCUACUGCUGCUGUUACUACAAAUGGCGCUGUUGUUACUCAACAAACUGCAACCACAACUGUUGGUGUAGUUACUGCCGCUGCAACCGGUGCUGUACCAUUACCUCCACCAAUACCACAAGAAUUAACGACAAUGUCAGACCAAGAUUUAAUAAGUUUUAUUAAUCCCAGCACAUUUGAUCAGAUUUAAAGUAUUUAAUGGCAGAAAUUUAUUAUUUCAAAAAUCGCGAUGAAUACAGCAUUAAUAUUCAUUUGUCAGAUUGUUCUAUCCACACAAUAUUGGUGCGUAUUAACUGCAAAUCUAGAUAAUAUAUGAAAACCAAUGACUUAUGCUAAUAAAGAUAAAAAAUUAAGUGGUUUUACAAAUCAAGAAAUCAGAUGUUAAGAGAGUAAGAGACGUUAAAAACUGAAAUGUUGAAUAUAAGCAAUCAAUUACAAUCCUUAGAUGAAUAAAAUAAUUUAUUUACUGUAUUGAAAUGAUUAGUAAACCAAUUUAACUAGUUCAAAGAAAACGAAUUGUAAAAACAGUAAAUUAAAUAAUUGUAUAUAUAAGAUUGGGAUAUAGUAACUUGACAAAAAUGUAUUUAUAUGUACAACAUGGUUUUAUAUGGUCUAGUUCUAAAUGAAGCAAAGAAAUAAUUAUAAAAAUAAAAAUAUCUACAAUGUAGUUAAUUUGAAAAGUUGGGAGUUAAGUUGGUUAACUUACACAAAGUAAAGUAUAUUAUGACUGUAUACCAUAGUUUGACAAAUCAUAAUGUGGUGAUGAUAUUAUUAUAAAGUAUAAAAAAUGACAAAAUUAUAGACUGCAAGAAAGUUAGGAUAUACUUUUCGAAGCGGUCAGUUCUAUUUCUUUACGGCGGUCAAGUAUUGCUGGGAAAUCGUAAGAAAACCGCAUCAAGUAGUUUCUUCAAAACCAUAUUCAAACGUUUAGCAUAUAAUAAUAACAAUAACACAAAGUAUUAAGUAGAAAAUAACAGAAGUAAUAUUUUAGAAUACAUAAAAAAAAAAAAUAAUGACCCAUAAUGGUGACUCAAAAGCUGAUCUGCUGAAUUAUAUAGACUCCGAUAGAACAAGUCAUGAAAAUAAUAUGGUUGUUGCAACCUGAAAAAAUUUGUUGGUAUUAUUUCUGUUUGAUAGUGUAAGCAACAUUGACUGUCUGUGCAGACGAGCGGUUUCAAACAGCUACUGGAAUAUAUAUAUGUUAUAUAUAAAAAGUUCAUACCCUAUUAUUAUUUUUGAAGCCUGACUAUUUGUUCACUCAACUUGUUACUAAAGUAUGUAUGCAAGUGUAAACUAUUAUAGCAUUUAUAUAAAAAUGCAAUUACAUAUUGAAAAAGUGAUUUAAAUUAAUUGAAUUGAAGCAUUAGAAGUAUGUUUCAAUCUUACUUAUAAAACUUUGCGGCACAGAGAAUCUGGGUUCAAAUCUAACAAAUGUCUGAUCUAAGAACAUGCUUUAAUAAAAUGUUGAAAAUGUUUGGUGGUAGUAUCUCAAAAACAGAGCUUUAAGCACUCCUUAAAUUUCCUAUAAAAUCUAUAUAGUAAUUUAACUAUAUCUAGUAUCGUUAGGGACCAAUUUUUGAUUUAGUAUUGUUGAGAAUACUACCAGUAUCAGCUGAAUGUUAUUAUAACUAUGUAAUAAUAAUAUAUGUGAAAAUGGUUUUUAAUGAAAGAGCUGUCAAUAUUUUUAAAUAUCUAAUUUGCCUGAUUAUUAGCACCCUUUAUUGGCAAUUAAAGGUUAGGUUAGGUUGGAGUGGUGGCCUUGUGCCGAAACUCAAUGUAAACGCAAAUAAUAUCCCAUUGUGGUACAGGAUUAGCCUUUGUACAUACGCCGACGAGAGGUCAGCGUACGAACAACGCGGAAAGGCAUGACUUCUUCAUUAGGUUGAAAAUUAACUUUGGCAAUUAAUAAAGACUUCAAAUUUUUUUUCAAACAUUUCUCAUGAUUUAAAAAUCUUUUUUUGCUUGCACAAUAUUUUUAGAAAUUCUUCAAAAUACUAUGAAAUAGUUCAAGUAUAUUUUCUCACAAAACUUUUAGUAUAAAUAAAAACGCAUAAAGCCAUUAAAAUUCAUAGUUCCUUUGUAAGGUUGACGCCCUGAAAAGUGCCCAAAGUAACGACCAAAUCAUUCUUUUACUUAACCUAUCUAACUAAUGCAGUAUUUAAAUUGGAGAUGGGUCGCUUUUAUUAAUUAUCCUGAUUUUCUGCUGACUAUUCUGAUAUCCUGCUGACUAUUCUGACUUCUUGCUUGGACAAUACUAUAAUAUAUAUCGGGUACUUAUUAAAAAUGAAUCCUGAGAAUAGGUCUAUCGUGACCUAAACAUGUCGGAUGUUUAUUAAAAAUUUAGACAUGGUAAAUAAAGUGACCAAGAAUUAUGAUUUUAGAAUUUUUAAGCAAAUUAUAGCGUAAAUAAUGCUAAACCACAACUAAAGCUAUUUACUUAUAUUUUUAAUAGAUUUGUUUUUAACAAUUGAAUGCUCAUAUGGAAAUAUUGUUUGGUCCAUCUUUUUUAUAAAAUAUUACUGAAAUUCUGUACUUUACAUAGAUACUCUUCAUAGAGAUAGUCUUUGAAAUUGUUUUUUAUACUAAGCAUUGGGUUUUAAUUAUGUCAGUCAUUAGACCGUAGUUAUAUAGACCGGCGCAAUUAAGGUUUGAGAAGCAACUGGUCUUUAUUUUUUGUAAACAACAUUUUACAAAGUAAAUUAAAUGAUAUCAGGGUUGCCAGGCAACUAUUUAUGAUUUGUCUAGACAGAGGUUUUUUCGAACAAUAGUGAACUACAACAACAAAAAUUCAUUUUAUAUUAUUUUAAUUAGUUGAAUU